Molecule: messenger RNA, 261 nt
Organism: Helobdella robusta
Lineage: Eukaryota; Metazoa; Annelida; Clitellata; Rhynchobdellida; Glossiphoniidae
Exons: 2
Cellular component (GO): ribonucleoprotein complex
Molecular function (GO): RNA binding
Source: RefSeq, a predicted model, not a curated record
GAAGGUCCGGAUGGCUCCAAUUUGUUUAUCUAUCAUUUGCCUCAAGAGUUUGGAGACCAAGAGCUCAUGCAAAUGUUUGUAGGAUUUGGUAAUGUCAUUUCAUCAAAAGUUUACAUUGACAAACAAACCAAUCUCAGCAAAUGUUUCGGAUUUGUGAGUUAUGACAGUCCAACAUCAGCACAAAAUGCCAUACAGGCAAUGAAUGGAUUUCAAAUAGGAGUGAAGAGGCUGAAAGUCCAACUAAAACGGCCCAAAUCAGAU